Centruroides sculpturatus (bark scorpion) is the source of this 2581-nucleotide messenger RNA. Its product is annotated as mitogen-activated protein kinase kinase kinase 4-like. NCBI's taxonomy places the organism in Eukaryota, Metazoa, Arthropoda, Arachnida, Scorpiones, Buthidae. The coding region runs from base 81 to 2516 and encodes 811 amino acids. The record is from RefSeq and is a predicted model, not a curated record. The transcript has 6 exons. Gene Ontology annotation, biological process: MAPK cascade.
UGGCGCUAGGAGAAAAUUUUCCGGCAUUCGGGAUGAUGGGUAAACAGACUAGCAUAGUUUGAAUUAGAGUUUAUCAUCAAAUGGAUUCAGAUGUGACUCAUGAUAUUAAAUUUUAUUUUUCUGAUUCUUGCGACGAAUCCAAUCACGAAGAUGCCGCUUUAGACUGCAAUGAUGAAAAUAGACAGCUAAAAGAAAAUGAAGAUAAAAAAAAUGAUUCAGAUGAUUCACCUUUACAUUCAUUGGAAGCUGAAUCUCAUGGACCAACUAUUCAACAAUAUAUUAGUAAAUACAUGGAUCAUGGAUUUGAUGAAUCACUUACACGUGAAACAAAAAAAAGAAAGGAAAAAGAAAACUUUGGACGGACUUUGAAAGUAGCAGCACAACAAACUUUAAAUCAAAGAGUUUAUUUUAAUAAAGAAUCCUCACAAUCUGCUAACAGUUUGACUAUUUUGUUGUCUUCUGCAUCUUCAUCUGACUCAUCAUGCUCAUCACCAACACACCUUGAACCUAAUUCUUCUCAAGUAUUUUUUCAUUCAUCAGUUAAGUGCUCAGAUGCAGUUGAUAAAUUAGAAUUAAGACGUAAGAAACAUUGGAAUAAAAAACGCACUAUUGAACGAGAUAGAAAAACAGGCCAUGUCAAUUAUGAUGCUUUGACUCCAUCACCAGUGGAAAUAGAAAAACUUUUUAUUCAGGAAGAAAAUGAAAUGAAAAACUUUUCUGUAAAUUCAAAACAGUCUUUUUUGGAUCAUCGGUCUUCAGUUGAAUCGGAUUGUCCUGUAGAGAGAAUUCAAUUUUAUAAAACAUUUUCACUUUUAAUACGAAUGGGAAAUAGAGAGAAACAAUCUGGAGCUGAGAAUGAAAAUAAAAUAGUAAAUGAAGAUCAGUUAUCUUUUCAAGCUAUUAAAGAUUGCUUAUGGCUAGAAUUAAAAGCUUGGCAUAAUGGUUCUACUAUUUGUGAUGAGAAAAGGACUAUUUGUUUACAAAGACAAUCUAUCCCAGAAGUUUUAAAAGAAAUUUUAAAUUUUACUAUACUUGAUAUAUCUGAAAAUGUAACCAAUAGCACUGAUUCAGGAUAUGUGUCAUGUGGAAAUGUCAUUAUAGAUCAAGUUUCCUCACCAUUCAAUCAAAACUCAAAUGAAGAUAUAUCUGCAAUUAAAUAUUCUAAUGUCGCACAAAUAUAUGAUGAUAUUUCACUUGGUAAUAAAGUUAAUGAUAAAGAAACAAGGACAAUAAGAAGUCUUGUUAAAUCACUUGAAAAAAGUCACAAAGAUUCAUUUCCACUAGAACAUAAUUAUGAAGUAAAUAGUUGUUGCAAGGAUAAUUUUAGAACUAAUUGCUUUUUAGGUGAUGCUUGUUCUUGCAAUGAAGCUUUGAGUAGACUUUGUCAGAAUUGCAUCAAUAAUGAAAGUGAAGCUUUACAUCAGGUUACAAAAGUAUUAGAAAAACUUGAUGAAGUCGAACAUUAUUAUUCAUGCUCUAAAGCAUUAGGAAAUGAAUAUCCUGUAUAUAAUAGUGAAGAAUUUAUAAUCAGAGUUAAAACACUGAAUCUUUGGUUAAAUCUUACACAAUGCUUACGAAGAAAGAUCGAUUCCUUGGCUAAACUAUUUGGUAUUCGUGAUAAACUAAAAGCUGGUUGGCCUUGUUAUGAUUUUAAUGAAAUACAAAGAUUAGUUAUAAAUGAAGAAGAUAAAAAUCAAAAUAAUGACAAAAUGGAAUCUAAACAUUCAUUAAAAGUAAAUUUUCAAAAUAUAUCAGAUUUUACAAGUAGUCCAAAUACAACUGGAUCUGAUAGAGGUUGCUGUUCAACAUCUGCUUCACCUGAUGUUCAAAAUAUUAAUCCAUUUGAUUUAUCAGUAAAUAAUGCAAGUUUUAAUCAAAAUACAGCAAAUUUAGAUAUCAAAUAUUUCAAAAGUUCUCGUAUUUAUCAUCGUUAUGUUGAUAAAACACUUCGUCAUAAAGGACUUAAAUACAUAUAUUCUCAGCUUACAAGUGUUCUCCGUCCUAUUCUGUUUCAUGUUCAUGCUGCUUUGAAAAGACCAAAACCAACAUCAUAUGCUGCAGCUGUUGCAAAGGUUGUAACAGAUUCCCCAAAUCCAGCUACAAAAUUUUCAGAUGCCAUUUUACUUUGUCCAAAUAAAGAAUAUUGUGAAGAAUUAUCUACAUAUGGAGUUUGGUCAGAUACUUAUCAAAAAAUGAGGCUUCCUACAUUUCAUCGUCCAUUCUUGUUUCUUUUACGUAUUCCUUUGGAUAUAGUUCAUGAAUGUCUACAGCUACGAAUUCAACAACAACCAGAGGAUCCAUCAUCACUAAGUAUUUAUCAAUUAAUAAAAGAAUGCAAAGAAGUUUUAAGAGCUGGAAUUCAAAUGAGACAACGUUAUAUAAAUUUGGCUCAGACUAUAUUUGGUGAAGAUGGAAGUGAUGUAAUUGAAGCACAAUUAAAUGAAUUUGACAAAGAUUUGAAAACAAUGCUGCAGGUAAUUUCUCAUUUAUGUGAUUUUAUUUAUAAGUUUAUAUAGAUUUAUUUUUAAUGAAUUUAAAUGAAUAUUAGGAUUUGACAGAUAUUUUAUUAUAUCAUUUUAAU